Molecule: messenger RNA, 922 nt
Organism: Megalops cyprinoides (Indo-Pacific tarpon)
Lineage: Eukaryota; Metazoa; Chordata; Actinopteri; Elopiformes; Megalopidae
Gene: nxt2
Product: nuclear transport factor 2-like export factor 2
Exons: 4
Coding region: 450-881 (143 amino acids)
Biological process (GO): protein import into nucleus
Cellular component (GO): nuclear pore central transport channel
Source: RefSeq, a predicted model, not a curated record
GCGCAAGAUGCUGCGAGGUCGGUUGCUUAAUAAAUGCAGCAGGUUCGUGCCAAACAAGCUCCGUGGUCUACUUCCUAACGAUGCGACUACAAUACGGAUAUAUAAAUACUUUCCUCUGUAUUUAUAAUCAGUUAUGCACUUGAGUUUAAAAAUGAUUUUUAAACUGAACGAAUGGAUCGUUGCAGACAGAAGAAUCAAAUUGAUUACAAAAAAUUCCACCACAAACAAAAACACGAGACUACGUCGAACACGUAGGAACCGAUGUUAUUAGCUAGAAUGUUUCUACAGGGAUUUCGUUUACAAGGACACACACGCACGCAUUGCGGAAAGAGUGUGGAGUCGGACUUUUAUAAACAACGGUCGACCUUAUUCUCUUUCAACAGGAACUGGAAGGGAAUCUUCAUCUUAGUUCGUUUUCUAAGUUACUUGGUUUUACAAAUUGGACACACAUGGCUUCAACAGUUGACUUCAGGACGCAUGUCGACCAGUCAUGCAGAUAUUCGGAGGAGUUCGUUAAUAUCUAUUACGAUUGCAUGGAUAAGAAAAGGAGGAAUCUGACGAGGCUCUACCUGGACAAGGCCACUCUCGUGUGGAAUGGCAACGCAGUCUCGGGCCAGGAUGCACUGGGAGAAUUCUUCGAGUCCUUGCCAUCCAGCGAAUUUCAAGUGCACACUCUAGAUUGCCAGCCGGUGCAUGAGCAAGCAACACAAGGCCAGACCACCUUGUUGGUAGUUACUGCAGGAUCAGUGAAAUUUGAUGGAAACAAACAACGAUACUUCAACCAGAACUUCCUGCUUACAGCUCAAGCCUCUCCCUCCAGUGACCAGCCUGUGUGGAAGAUUGCUAGUGACUGUUUCCGAUUCCAGGACUGGGCUAGCUAAAAGUUGCUCAUUUCUAUAACCGUAACUUUUUUUUUUUUUUA